AUGACCGUACGUGGAUUGGCUUCCUUUUGUUUAUGGGUUGUAUGGAAAGCUCGAAAUAAGGUUUUUGACGAUGCUGAUUGGAGUCCAGAAGAGGAUUUAAAUAUGGUAGUGGAACUUUAUUGGGAGUUCACGAAUUCACAGCAAAAGUGUAUGUAUAUUCUCCAAACCUCCCAAAAGAAUCUGUCUAAUGAUAUUUGGUCUUGUCCUCCGGAUGGAGUUGUCAAAUGCAAUGUCGAUGCUACUUUUGUUAAAUCAUCCUUGUUAGGAGGUGGGAAUGUUGUGUUCCAGGAUUUGUCGGGGGCUGUUCUUCAAGCAGUAGUAUUAAAACCUUUUCUGACCUCUUGGGCGCUGUCAGCGGAGGCGUCUUGCUUUAGAAGUGCUGUUGGUUGGGCUCGGACCUUCAAUUUUCAAAAAAGCUCAAAUCGUUCUCAUGGUUUUCAAUCUCUAAGGAUCGGCCCCAAGGUAACAAGGGGUGGUGCAGAUUCGGAUUUGAUUCUCUCUCCUCUUCCUGCUUUGAUACUUCAAUUGGCUGAGGAGGAGGGUCAGGCUGCUGUGCUGGUGGGGUGUUAA
Messenger RNA from Cornus florida, 570 nucleotides. RefSeq lists its product as uncharacterized. Bases 1 to 570 code for a protein of 189 amino acids. The transcript is spliced from 2 exons. NCBI's taxonomy places the organism in Eukaryota, Viridiplantae, Streptophyta, Magnoliopsida, Cornales, Cornaceae. The record is from RefSeq and is a predicted model, not a curated record.